This is a messenger RNA of Trichomonas vaginalis G3, 612 nucleotides long. RefSeq names its product protein of unknown function, DUF4106 family. Bases 1 to 612 code for a protein of 203 amino acids. The record is from RefSeq and is a predicted model, not a curated record. The transcript has a single exon. Lineage: Eukaryota; Parabasalia; Trichomonadida; Trichomonadidae.
AUGGAAGUCAAUGGUGAACCAGAUGUAGCUGGUAUUUUCAGCGCGGCUUUAAUGCCAUUGAAAGAUAUGAAAGAUGCAGAUAUUUUGAACCAGUAUGAAAUGAACAUGGCUGAUGGAAAUAUAACACCUGACGUUCUAGAACAUUUAUCUCAAAGAACUACACAGAACCAUAGAGAUGGUAUAUUUGGUGAAGAGUUUAGAAAGAAAGUUAGGGAGAGCGAAGGAAGAGAACCUAUUGUACAUGACCUUGCAAACGAAAGUUUGCAAAAUGUCAUAAAAACUUACUUUGCAGACAAUGAACUGAGAAGGGAUGAAUAUUUAAGAAAACUCAAAUGGACAGUACCAAAUGAAAUGUUAGUAUUGAAAAACAUGUUCCUUGACAAAAUAAAACCAACUACAGAAAUAAACGACGCAAGACUGAAAGAUUGGGUAAAAGCUUUCCCAUUCACAAAAGAUAUUGUUGGUAACAUGGAAAGAAAACCAGAAUGGCUACAAAAACAUAUAUUUGGAAACGAGCAUAUUCCAUAUGGACAGGCACUGUUGAAGAGCUUGAACCAGAACUCAGGAAAGAGUCAUGCAAACAAUACGCAAAGACUCAAAUACAGACUAUGA